CUGGAGGGAGGCGGGCAGGAAGGAGAGAAGCCGGGAAAGGCGGGGGUUCGCGCUCAGGCGAAACUCUUCCUCCUGAUCGCGAGCCAAGAGGAGCAGGGAUAAGGGGUCCGAGGCUGGACGGUUGUCUGGGGGUAAUAGCUGGGUGGAGUUGCUUGGAGCUGGAGGAGCCUACCAGAAUUCACUGACUGCCCCGUGGUGUGUUUCAGGUGCCAGAGGGGAGAACAGGGGGACCCCAGACCAAUAUAUACUUCCUGAGACAGUCUGAGGAGCUGCCCAGGGGUCUCCUUGGACUAAUCCCACACUCGGGCGAACCAGAAUGAGGUGUUCCCGGCCUCUGAAGACACAGGUGGGCCUGGCUGUGACUCUGGGCGCCUUCAUCCUCCUCCUCCUCUUGAAUAUGCACAUGUCACCAUCUACCACCCCUGGCCUGAAGGAGCCGCCGGCCACCCCCAGGGCUCGAGUCUGGCCCAAGCUGCCCUCCCGCCCACCGCCCGCCCCCUGCCUGGCCAACACCUCCAUGGCCAGCCUGCCGGACUUCGCGGGGCAGCCGCAACACAUUCGCAACUUCCUGCUGUACAAACACUGCCGCGACUUUGUGCUACUCCAGGACGUGCCGCCUGACAAGUGCGCGGAGCCAGUCUUUCUGCUGCUGGUGAUCAAGUCCUCACCCAGCAAUUACGAGCGGCGGGAGCUGGUGCGGCGCACGUGGGGCCGUGAGCGCCAGGUGCACGGUGUCCAGUUGCGCCGCCUCUUCCUGGUGGGCACCAACUCCGACCCUUUGGAGGCACGCAAAGUCAACCGGCUGUUGGCCAUGGAGGCGCAGACGCACAGUGACAUCCUGCAGUGGGAUUUCCACGACUCAUUCUUCAACCUCACGCUCAAACAGGUGCUCUUCCUACAGUGGCAGGAGACAUGGUGCACCAAUGCCAGCUUUAUUCUCAACGGGGACGAUGACGUCUUUGCCCACACAGACAACAUGGUCACCUACCUGCAGGGCCACAACCCUGAGCACCACCUCUUUGUGGGGCAGCUGAUCUACAAUGUGGGCCCCAUCCGGAUUCCCUGGAGCAAGUACUAUGUGCCGAAGGUGGUGACAGAGCAGGAACACUACCCGCCCUACUGCGGAGGUGGCGGCUUCCUACUGUCCCGCUUCACAGCCACCGCCCUGCGCCGUGCUGCCCCCACCCUGGACCUCUUCCCCAUUGAUGAUGUCUUCCUAGGCAUGUGCCUGCAUCAGGAGGGCCUGAAGCCCGCCUCACACAGUGGUAUCCGCACGGCCGGUGUUCACACCCCCUCCAGCCGCCUGUCCUCCUUUGACCCCUGCUUCUACCGAGAGCUGCUGCUGGUGCACCGCUUCUUGCCCUACGAGAUGCUGCUCAUGUGGGAUGCGUUGAACCAGCCCAACCUCACCUGUGGCAAGCAGACACAGAUCUAUUGAGGUGGUGUCGGAGCCCCCAGCCUCAAGGCUACUGUCUCCAUCCCCUUAGAAAGGGCAACAGCUUCCUUCUGGGAAGCUGAGACCUGUGUCCUCCUAAGUGGGUGGAGCCUAGGAGAGUACGGGGAAGGUUGGAUGAGUGAAUCAUCUGGCUGCUGAAUUCCUACACAUCCUUCAAAACCCACCUGGUACUGCCUAGACCCUAGACUCUAAGGAGGAUAUUCCAUCAUCCUCCCUAGACUCUCAGCUGAAGAGACCAUCUCUUUCUAUGGCAGCUAACGGCAGAAGCACUUCUGCUAGGGUCCCACCUGCUGCUGCUGCAUCCAUCCCUUUUCAAUGUUCCACUUCCUACCCCUGACCUGGAUAAUGGGCUGAACCCUAAGCAGUGGCCAGCCUCUCCUUGGUCAUGAAACUACAGUGGUGGGUGAGUUCUGGCCAUGGUUCAAGGUUAAUUGAGAACUCCUGGGUCCACAUGCAGCUGCAGUGAGAAGGAUUUUUCAGCUGGGGAAAGAGGGUUUCUUUUCUCCAUCUCUCCCUGAAUCUUGGACCCCUCAGAUGGUGGGAGGGGCCAGAGAGGCUGUGAAAGGGACUGUCCCCUCCCUGCUUGUGGCAGCAAGUGCUCUAAUGGUGGAAACAUUGGGCAGGGGAGGAAGGCAGCUAUCUGUCUCAGGCUGUGGGAGCUCAGAGUUUCUAGAGUCCCAGGCAGUACCCAGCCCCUACACCUGUGCUCCCCAAGAACGCAGGGAAGAGUAUUGGGGCCAGAGGGGUCUUCACUGGGCCCAAGGCCAGCCCACACACUCAUCUUAGUGCCCAGAGAAGGGGGAUAUUCAGGUCCAUGGGGGGCUCUGAGUUCUUGAGACCCAGAACUGGCACUCACCCCUGUGUGUCUCUCAGAUUGGGGAGAGCCAAGUGAACUGGUGACCCCCAGCCCUGCUACCCUUGGACAGGCUUCACAGGGACUGGGGCGAUGGCAAGGGGGGCCUCACACAGCAGAGUGAGGACUGGAGACCAGGUUCUCAGGAAAUAAAAUGU
This is a messenger RNA of Hippopotamus amphibius kiboko, 2467 nucleotides long. RefSeq names its product UDP-GlcNAc:betaGal beta-1,3-N-acetylglucosaminyltransferase 3 (gene B3GNT3). The record is from RefSeq and is a predicted model, not a curated record. Gene Ontology annotation, molecular function: N-acetyllactosaminide beta-1,3-N-acetylglucosaminyltransferase activity. The transcript is spliced from 4 exons. Gene Ontology annotation, cellular component: membrane. The coding region runs from base 317 to 1438 and encodes 373 amino acids. NCBI's taxonomy places the organism in Eukaryota, Metazoa, Chordata, Mammalia, Artiodactyla, Hippopotamidae.